GAGAGGCGCGCUGCCUGCUGCCCAAGGCGCUGUCUGUUCUAUAGUUUCAGAGCGCGGAACCUUCUCAACGCGUCCCCUCAGGGACCUCGUGUUCAGUCACAGGUUACCUGUAGCCUAUAUGCACUGACCACGAGAGGCACGACGAACUCACAUAAUAGGAGAUUGAGAAUCACAGGCAUAAACUUUCGAUUUCUAAGAAGCCUCCUUUAAAAGCCUUGGAGUAAGAUCGGAGUCAUCAGAACGCCGUGAGAUUCCAUUUGGGUACCGCGGUUUGAGAAAGGAGAGAAGUCGGUGUGAUGGUUAAGGAAUACAUAUGGGAUUAUUGUGGACAUGAAUGUACCGGGAAGUGUUGACAAAAUGUUCGUCAAUAUGAUCUCUUUUGUCACAUACCUGAAGUUAAUUGAUCUACUCUGAAUACUUCGACUCAACGGUUUCGAUGGUCGCUUGGAUAAUAAGGGAUGAUUCGGGAAAUUAAUAGUUUUAAAAAAAUGCAAUAUGCUAUGAAUUGAACUCAUUAAGUAGCCUACAAGUGGGUGCUUGAAUAUCGGACAUCUAUACAUUUUGAUCUAUAGAUCUGAGAAGACUAAAACACCAAGCCAUGUCUUGUGUGCUGGUGUUUGUGAACUGUGUGAUCCUGUUGCUCUUCGCCAGCGACAUGUUCUUGGUCAGAGCAAACCGCCCUCCUGCUCCCGUGAACGUGUCUGUGAUGCACCUGAGGGCCGACUCCGCCACCGUCUCCUGGGAGGUACCUGAGGGUGACGUCGUCAUCGGCUUCUCCAUAUCACAGCAGAGACAGCAGGGCCACACCCAGCGCUUCAUCAGGGAGGUGAACACCACCAGCAGGGCCUGUGUUCUGUGGGAUCUGGACGAGGAGACAGACUACAUUAUCCAGGUCCAGUCCAUUGGUCUGUAUGGAGAGAGUCAGGCCAGCAAGAAGGUCCACUUCAGAACCCUCAAGAAGUCUGACCGCUUCCUUUCCAACAGCUCCAAUCAAG
Molecule: messenger RNA, 995 nt
Organism: Coregonus clupeaformis (lake whitefish)
Lineage: Eukaryota; Metazoa; Chordata; Actinopteri; Salmoniformes; Salmonidae
Product: fibronectin type III domain-containing protein 4
Exons: 3
Molecular function (GO): protein binding
Source: RefSeq, a predicted model, not a curated record